AUGCCAACUCCACACAAAUUUCGAAAUUUCUUUAGUUUAGUUCCUAACCCUAAUAAUAAAUCUAAUGCAAAAGCAGUAUGCAUUUUUUGUAGUUCAAAAAAUGGAGGAGUUCAAGCAGCAGCAUUAAUAUCAGGAUGUUUUACAACGAAUAAAGCCAAUUUAUGUCGCGCUCAUUUAGCAAAUUGUAUCCAUUUUAAAAAUUCAUAUACUAGUGAAGAAGUAGAAGAAAUUUUAUCUCAACCAGUACCAGAAGAUAAACGAAAAUUAAAUGAAUCAAAUAUUGAUGAUAAUGAACCUCCGCCUCCUAAAUAUC
Molecule: messenger RNA, 313 nt
Organism: Funneliformis caledonium
Lineage: Eukaryota; Fungi; Glomeromycota; Glomeromycetes; Glomerales; Glomeraceae
Source: the annotation of a GenBank genome assembly